AUGCCCGCAGUGCCGCCAAAAAAGGCAUCUGUCAUCCUCAGGCUCUUGGACGCCACCGACAAAGAGCUCCACGCGAUAAAGCUCGAAGUCGCCCCGUCGAAACUCGCGACGCCGCUACAAACCUACGUCGAACGCUUCGCGCGCCACUACAACCGGCGGUGCGCGCCGGAGGACCGCGUCGACGCGGCGGCGCUCGCGGCCGCGGACGCGGAGGGCGAGCUAGACGCCGCCGUGCCGGUCGGGAACUUGGUGGACGCGCAGAAGACGCUGCGCGUCGUCCUACGGAAAGCCGUCGUGGAAGAAGCCGCGCCGGCAGAGGACGCGACGGCCGGCGACGAGGCAAUAGCCUCGCUCAACUUCGAGCCGAGCGCGACGUUUACUGGAUCAAGACCAGGGAAGGCCUUCAAGCGGGGCUACCUGGGCCAGGGCUACUACACAGACGUAACACAAAGUGACGACGCCUUCGAGGCGAGCGCCACAUACACUGGCCCAAGGCCCGGCCGCGUCUUCACGACACGUAGAUCAGGUACCGGAUACUACCUGGAUACGCCUCCGCUAGAUCAUGGCGGCGCGUUAGUUGUGAGGCAGUUCGAACCGCCGCCACCAAAUGGGCGCGUGUACUCCAAAAACGAAUUCGACGUGCUGCGCGAGACGGCGCCGCCAGAAACAACGCUGUGCCUGUUCUUCGAAGAUGGGGAAGAAACAGAAAAACUGAGGGACGCCUUCGGGGCCAUGGCGUUGCGGUUCUGGCCCCGGGCGAUCUUGCUGAGGGCGGGCCUGCGCACGGAUCUGGCGAAGGCCUGUGAUGUUUCUGCAACGGCCUUCGUCUUCUUUCGGGGAGGCAAGGCCGUCGACAAGUGCAGCGACGAGAUGGCUUUGCAGGUCAAGCUCGCGAAGGCCUCAAGCUUGUGCGGCGGAGGACGAGAUUGACGCCCUACCGCGCUUACAGGAAUUGUUCGACCGACGGGAAUUCGGCAUUGGUCCUUGUCCUCGAUAGCUACGACGAGGCCGAGGAGCCGUACGAGGACGCGUUCUCGCAGGACAUGGCCGCUGAUUUGUAUGGCGCGACGCAGGUCAGUAAUUUGUGUGAAGUAUACUUCUCAACUUACUCUGUCCUAGCGCGACGGAUGGGUCACGAGACGCAGUCCGCCCCGCCGACGCAGUCCGCCCCGCCCCCCUUCGCCGAACCGCACCGUGCACAGAACGCGCCCCACUUCGACUUGUAAGUCGGCUGGUCGUGCUCGACGCACUCCCCCAGGUCCGCGUCCCAAAUGUACCUCGGGUGCGCGCCCUUGCCGUCCGGCGCGUGCCAGAAGCGGCAGGGUGCCUUCUUGUUGUUUUUGGUGAUGCAUCGCUCCCCGGCCAGCUCCCUCGGACAUCGCUUGUCGUAGUCCAGGCCCCCUCCGUACUUCGCCUUCGUCGAGUUUUCGAUCCGCUGUUUCUCCGCGGCCUUCUUCUCUUUUUUAACACGAACACCGGCGCGGCCGCGCUCAGAACCGUGUUCGCUAGGAAGCGCGUCCUCCACCGUCGCCGGCGACGGGUCCAUGUAAUCCGUGUGGUAGGUGGCACCCUCGUUCUCGACGAUGCGCUUCUCCGUCGGGGCCGCCGUCGUGGUCUGAUGCCGCGACGCGCGCUCCGCACCUUCAUACCGAGCGACAAAGCUCGGCCGCGUCGCUUCCAGGGGGCACGGCGUCGCCGGCGCGAAGCAUGCGAGGAGCGGGGCGUCAACGCCAAACGCCGACGUCGCACACGUGUCCGACGCGGCCCAGGACAGCGGGGGCGGGCGCUGCUUGUUCCACGAACCCUCGUCUAUCACUAACCCGCCGCCGCCGCCGCGAAUCUCGCGCAGCAACUUCUUCGCGACGUCCGUCUUCUCGAACUCGGCCUGCGCCUUGAUAUCCUCGUCCUCCGCGGCGGCGAGGGCCGCUAUGGCGCGGUCGCGCGUGUACAUCCAGUGCGGGGGCGUCGUGCCCUCCGACUCGCACCGCGACACUAAUGCCAGCCCCUCCUCGUAGCCGCCGCACCUCGUACAGUGUCCGCUGGUCGGGUGGCGCGUCGUCCACGCCGCGCCGCACUCGCACUUGAACUUCCCGUUCUCCACCACUAUAUUCCCGUCGGCGUCGCGCACGACGCAGUCGUACAGCGCGUACCCACCACCAAAAAGGACGUGGAUGUCCGCGGGGCACUCGUCGCGUAGGCGGCACGCCUCGCGCCGCUGAUGAUCCGGGCACACGACGAAGGGCGUGUAGCCGGUGCCUCGUCGGACGAACGGCACGCAGGCGCCGGGCGCCGCGUCGAGGUCGUCUUCGUCGUCGUCGAAGCGCGCCGAGAAGCGCGCCGGCGCCGGCGCCGGCGCCGCUUCAGCGCCGUGGCGGUUGACCGGCAGCAGCGCGCGCGCGGAGGCGCCGUCGCCACCGUGGAGGCGCGCCACGACGGCGGCGAGCUCGGGCGCCGCGGUGGGCGCGAGCCGCGGCGCGAGCGGGUCCGCGGGCGCCGCGGCGACCGCGUCGUAGCGCGGCCGCUUGACGUCGACGAUGGCCGAGCGGUCGCGCAUCCAGCCCUUGAUCGUGUCGGUGUCGAGCGCCGCGGCCGCGUCGGCGAGGUCGACCGCGCGGCGCGGCCGGCGGCGCUUCGGGCGCGGCGCCGCGUCGGGUGGCGCCGCGGCCGGCGGCGCCGCGUCGACGGCUGUCGGCCGCGGCACCGGCGCGGCGUCGGCGGGCGCCGCCGGCGCCGUCAUCGCGCCGCGCUCAUCGCGCCGCUUCGCGAGGAGCGGCUUGGCGGGCGGCGCCGGAUCGGCGCCGUCGACGCCGUCGUUCUUGUCCGUCGACGUGCGCGCGCGCUUCGCGACGGGCGCGGCGUCCUCGUCUCCAGAGCUGUCGCCGCGCAGGUCAAUUACCUCGGCCAUACGGCUGCGUUCGACAGCGCGCGCGCUCUGGCUUGAAGAUAUAAGAUCAGGUACGCUGCGCUGAGGGCCUUUGCCUCAGUUCCUUCGCGUGCGCGUCCGCAAUCUCACUCGCGCCGCACUGCUCCAGGACAAACUGAUUCGUAGUUUGAUUACCGCCCACGAACGCGUCGAAUCACCGCUGCAGACGUCUGCUGCAGCCUCCCUUCGACGGUGAACGCAGUCUUGCGGGCCAUCUUGUUUGUCGUUGGCAACAAGGCCAAAAUUGAGUGCAAAAAGCCUGUCGCGCAAUUGCGCCGCAGCGCCGCUGCACCAGCCCUAGCCACAGCGCGUAGCUGUGCACACUCACUGCCAGCACUCAAAAGCCAAAAAAGCUAGACCGCUUACAACGAUGUCGCGCCAUGUGCUCGCUUUGGUCCAGGACGAGCAAACGCAGCUGCGCCCGUGCGACGACAGCAGAUACAAGAUGGGCGCCAGCGUCGCGCAAGUGCUCAAGCGGACGAAGCUGUCCGCCGCCGUCGUCGGCGCGGCCUGCGCGAAGUACCUCCUGUUGAUCGCGACGAACGCCUACCUCGUCGCGUUGCGCGCGCGCGGCACGCUGGCGGGCGGCGCCGGGGCGCGGACCUUAUCUAUUCUGGCCGCCGCCGGCCAGGGCCACUCGGACCGCGUCUACCGCACGGACGCGCCGUACUUCGCCGAGGCCAGCGAGGUCUGCGCUGCGAGAGCGGAGCUCGAACGCGUGUCGGGCGGCCGCGUGCUCGAGGCGUGCACCCUCUACUUGUACGCCGACGACUGCUGCGACGAGGCGGAGCGCCAGCGCAUCCUCGGCGCGUUCCAGCUGCUGGCGCGCUGCGCCUUCGCCCUCCUCAACCGCCUCGAGCGGCAGCUGCAGGUGCCGCUGAGCCGCCUCGACGUCGAGCGCCUCCUCGCGAUCAUGAAGCGCGAGAUCAUCGUCUCGCGCCGCGACAUCAUGCCGAAGGCGUUCGAGGCGGGCGGCCCGAAGAAGCCGCUCCUCGUCGUCUGCAUGGCGACGGCGGUCGACGCGCUCACGGGCCAGGGCCAGGCGUCGCUGCCCGUCCUCCUCGCGUGGAUCGCGAUGACGACGCCGGAGGAGAUCUGCAGCACCUCCCCACGGCGGUUCCUCGACUCGGACUUCCACAAGGCGCUCCUCGCCUGCCUCGCCUUCCACUUCGGCUUCGCGCUGCCCACGGACCGGCGCGCGCUCGACAUCGCACGCGCGCAGUACGGCGUCUCCAAGAAGCUGCACGCCGCGACGGAGCGCUACUGGGGCUUCGACGACGACGACGGCUGCUUCGAGGUCUACUACAGCAUGCUGAAGACGUCCAUCCCGAACGUCCCCGAGCCCAUCGCCACGCAGCUCCUCUCCGACGCGCACACGAAGGGCCCGCACCGGCUCCUCGACCUCGACUCACCCGCGACCGUCAAGCUCAUCGGCGAAGCCUACAACCAGGGGUCCCCGUGCGACGCCGUCGAGGUGGCCCACUUCCUGCAGGACCGGACCUCGUACCAGACCCCCAAGGUCAAAGUCUAAGUGACUUGUAUGAAUUAGCCUACCAGAAGUACAUCCGCACUGGAUCUCCGCGUCGCCCCAAGCCAGUCCAUCGAGGCGACGGCGGGAGGGCCACGUCAAGCGGCACCGCCGCGUCGUCGUCUUUUUGUCCGCGAGGGCACCUCUAUACCGGGUGCGCGAACUGCGCCACGACGGCAAUGAGCGCGAACAGCGCGAUCCCGGGCGCGAGCACCGUCAGACCGAGCUCCGCGUCGACGCGUGUUGUUAAAAGGAGGGAGGCGUGGGGCGCGGGCCUGCUCGCGCGCGACUGA
This is a messenger RNA of Pelagomonas calceolata, 4744 nucleotides long. The record is from the annotation of a GenBank genome assembly. Lineage: Eukaryota; Pelagophyceae; Pelagomonadales; Pelagomonadaceae.